AUACAAUAAUCGAUGUAAGUGUACUUGUAACGCCAGCGCCCUCUUUUACGCCUUGUUCCCUCUGUUUCUGUCCAUAGAGCGCGGGCGGCGAGUCUCGAUUCUCGCUACUCGCGCGCACCAGCUCCUUUUUUUAUUUGAGGAAGGAGGGGAGUCGUUUGGGCGCAUGUCGCCGUCGCGAUACUUCGUAGUCGGAUCGACAACUUUCACCGAUAUUUUCUUACAAUUGCAUUUUUACAUUCCUAAUGAUAGUUCUUUCAUUCGAUUAAAGUAACUCUAAGUGGUUGAUCGUCGGCCGAUAAUACGGCAUAACUUUAUGCAAAUGGCGGCACGUCUUUUAAAAGAUCCAGCUACUGCUGGAAGUAGGAUAUUUGUAGGACAUUUACAAACAGAAGAUAUGAACCGCAAUGAGCUUGAAGAGCAUUUUUCAAAGUAUGGAACCGUCGUAGGUUCUUUAUUGAACAGAGGAUUUGGAUUUGUACAGUUCGACGAUGAACAAGCUGCACAGAAUGCCAUUAAAAACGAAAAUGGAUCUAUGUUCAAAGGCAGACGAAUUGAUGUCAAACCUGCUAAGAAAGAAGGGACAAGUAAUGCCGGAGGAGGAGGAGGAGGAGGAGGAGGAGGAGGAUUUGGAAACGACUCCUUCAAUAGUAGUUUUGGGGGUGGAAACCAAAACUUUGGCGGAAACAAUUCAAACACCUUUGGUAACGAUAAUCAGUUCAAUAGAGGAGGUGGAGGCGGAGGUGGACCUGGAGGAAACAACUCCUUUAAUGAUCAAGACGAUUCAUUCGGUGGACCUCACAGUAAUGAUUCAUUCAAUCCCAAUAAAAAUAAUGGUCCACCAUUUGGUGGUAAUCGACAAGGAGGACCAGGGCCAGGUGGACCAGGAGGUCCAGGGGGACCAGGAGGCCUUGGGGGUCCAAACAGAAAUCAGAACAACCAGAAUCAAGGGGGACAAAAUCAGGGUGGACCUGGAAGAGGUAGAGGACAGAGAGGAGGAAAAAAUCGAAAAAAUCGAGACAAUUCUAUGGGCGAUCGCAUGGGAGGAAAUAAUAUGGAUGAUAGGAUGUCCGAUCCAUUCGGUGAUCGGAUGGGCGGCGGAGGCAUGGGUGGUGGAGGCAUGGGCGGUGGAGGCAUGGGUGGCGGAGGCAUGGGCGGCGGAGGAAUGGGCGGCGGAGGCAUGGGUGGCGGAGGCAUAGGCGGCGGAGGCAUGGGAGGCGGAGGUAUGGGAGGUAUGGGAGGCAUGGGAGGCAUUGGAGAUCGUAUGGGUAGUGGUAUGGGAGAUCGUAUAGGUGGAGGUAUGGGAGACCGUAUGGGAGGAAUGGGUGACUCUAUGGGAGGAGGUCUUGGUUCAAGCUUAGGAUCGAGCUUUCGCUCAGGUUUGGGUGCAAAUUUGAACAACAGCUUGGGAGGAAUCAGCAGUAGUUUAGGUAGUGGUCUAGGUGGAAAUUUAGGCGGAGGAAUGGGCGGUAGCUUAGGCGGCGGUGGUCUUGGCAUGGGUAGUAGCUUGGGAAGUAGUUUUCGGGACAGAAGCCCUCUUGGAAGAGCAGGACGAUUAGACGAUAAACCCUUAUCAAAUUGGGAUCUUGGUAACAAGCCUGGCGGAGGCGGUCCCGGUGGUCCUGGUGGUCCUGGUGGUUCUGGCGGUCCUGGUGGACGUGGAGGAUUUAGUGGAGGAUUCAAUGAGGGAUUCGGCGAUCACAAAAGUCGCUUUGAUGACUUUAAAGGACCUGGCCCUGCUCGUGAUGUUGGUCCUGGCUUCGGACCUCCAUCAGCACCUAGUGACUAUCCUUCCAUUGCGGCAGAGAAGAACGAUUGUGAAAUAAUUGUUGUCACCAAAGCUUUAACGGAGUACGCAGAAAUCAUUGAGUCGCGAUUGAAAAAAUUAGGCUUAACUGUAGAUUUACUCUUUCCAAAUGAAGAUGUUCCAUUAACUCGAGUGCUUGGAAACAUCGCUAGUCGUGGUUGUUUAUACGCUAUUGUUGUUGCACCUACAAAUAAGGAACACCAUUCUUUAACUUUGAACAUUCUGCACGGUCUACCACAAGAACACAGAAAUAUGCCAAUUGAUGAUGCAAUUAAUUUAAUAAUGAGAGACUUCAAUAACUACAAAUCUGGUGGACGAUCUGUACCUGCCAAUAUUCCCUCAGCCCUAGAACGUCAUCCAGAUGCCAUCCAAGUUCUUCUAAAUAUGCUGGCAGACAAUCUACAGCUUACCGUGCUCCAAUAUGAAAGAGUCAUCAAAUAUCUUGAAAUGAGACGAGAAGAACAAGUACAGUUCGAAUUAGGCGAAGACGCAAAGAAUUUGGGUCCAUCUUCCUUGGUUAGUGACCCAAAACAAGCAGAAUUACAAUCGAGGAUUCUCAACAUCUUAAACAGCAAUAAGAGCAAUGCACCCGCCACUUCCACAAAUACAGUUACAACAGCUGCACCAAGUCCUGUACCUCCUCCAUCAGCAGCUUCGGCGAACGUGUCCGCUAACUCAUCUGUUUCAACUUCGAACACAGUUACACCGUCGCCCUUGUUGAACGAUCCUACGGUACAGAAAGCUCUCGAUAGUCUUUUGCAGGGCAAUUUAUUAAAAAAUAUUGGAGAUCAACCGAACCCCACGUCAUCAGCAACUCCACUCUUUGCUGCUUUUCCUAACAUGAAUCGUUUCUAAUCAACUACUUCAUUUGUGUAUUUUCAGUAUAUAUUUGUAAUGAAUUUCUAUCAUUACUUGUUUGACUUUCGAACACGUAUAUUUAACAGAUAGCUAUGAUAGCUGUGACAAUUAGCUAACUCUUUUAAUAAAUGUCAUGAUACACAUAAA
Nasonia vitripennis (jewel wasp) is the source of this 2809-nucleotide messenger RNA. It is a transcript of the gene Neos, whose product is annotated as glycine-rich cell wall structural protein 1.8. The record is from RefSeq and is a predicted model, not a curated record. Bases 314 to 2659 code for a protein of 781 amino acids. The transcript has 7 exons. Gene Ontology annotation, molecular function: RNA binding. NCBI's taxonomy places the organism in Eukaryota, Metazoa, Arthropoda, Insecta, Hymenoptera, Pteromalidae.